This is a messenger RNA of Hevea brasiliensis (rubber tree), 1234 nucleotides long. RefSeq names its product GCN5-related N-acetyltransferase 4, chloroplastic. Lineage: Eukaryota; Viridiplantae; Streptophyta; Magnoliopsida; Malpighiales; Euphorbiaceae. The coding region runs from base 135 to 1004 and encodes 289 amino acids. Gene Ontology annotation, biological process: N-terminal protein amino acid acetylation. Gene Ontology annotation, molecular function: N-acetyltransferase activity. Gene Ontology annotation, cellular component: chloroplast. The transcript is spliced from 3 exons. The record is from RefSeq and is a predicted model, not a curated record.
GAAGCAGCCACAAAGGCCGAGUCAAACAAAGACAACAUUCUAUGGCUAGUAGCUAAAUAGUUUUCCUUCAAAACGAAAAAAAAUCUCUCUGAUGCUUUAGAGAGAGGGAUAGAGAGAGAGAAAAUCUCCGAGAAAUGCGGUCCAUACCUUUGGGAAUUGCAGUGUCCCCUACCUCCAUAAACAACAAACUUAAUUUUAAUUUCAAGAAACAGCAAAAGCAGCAGCAGCAGCAGCAGCAGCAGCAACAACAGUCCUUCUUUAACUGUUCUUCUUGUAGGGUUUCUCAUGAACCCUCUCUCUCCCCUCUCUCCAAAUCAGGAGUAUGCCGAGCGAGUCAAGUGGUUGAAUUAUUCCCUACUGUGUCUCCCGAGAUUGUUGUGAGGGAGGCAAGGCUAGAGGAUUGUUGGGAAGUGGCAGAGACGCACUGCAGCUCCUUCUUCCCUGACUAUUCUUUCCCCCUGGAUUUUGUGUUGAGGAUUGACAGGCUGGUGGGGAUGUUAUCAGGAUUCUCUAUACCAAAUGGUUGCAAGAGAACUUGUCUGGUUGCUGUCGUUGGUAACUCAGGUGAUGUGUCUUUCUGCUUUGGAAGUGAAGAUUUCAAAAUUGGAGGUUUUGAUGGGAAAUUCAGUCUCAAUAGAGGAUAUGUUACUGGAAUAUUGACUGUGGAUACAGUGGCUGAUUUUCUUCCAAGAAAAGGCCCACUUCGGCAAAGAAGGACUGGAAUUGCAUAUAUAUCAAACGUUGCAGUUCGGGAGAGAUAUCGACGGAAGGGGAUAGCUAAGAGACUUAUAGCAAAAGCAGAGGCUCAGGCCAGGAGCUGGGGCUGUCGCGCCAUUGCAUUGCAUUGUGAUCUGAACAAUCCUGGGGCUACAAAACUAUACAAAGGCCAAGGUUUCAAAUGUAUUAAGGUACCAGAAGGAGCAAACUGGCCCCAGCCGAGGACCUCUCCAGAUAUGAAAUUCAACUUCAUGAUGAAGCUUCUGAAAACCCCAACAACCACUUAGAAUUUUUUGAUCUGAAAAUGUAAAAAAAAAAAAUUUGUACGUAGAAGGUGAAAGUAAGACAACUGGGAUUACCACUUGUAUGUAUAUUAACUUAUAAAGGUCUGACACAGUCUUAGUUUUACUGUACUUGUGAUGGCUGUAAUAUUUUGUAUCUCUCUGUUUAUAUGAUAGAUGACAAUUUUUUUGUAAAGCUUCUGCUACCCAGUUCAGAAAAAAGAUUAUUUACAUUA